This is a messenger RNA of Drosophila bipectinata, 1427 nucleotides long. It is a transcript of the gene Trmt6, whose product is annotated as tRNA methyltransferase 6 non-catalytic subunit. Lineage: Eukaryota; Metazoa; Arthropoda; Insecta; Diptera; Drosophilidae. The record is from RefSeq and is a predicted model, not a curated record. Gene Ontology annotation, cellular component: nucleus; tRNA (m1A) methyltransferase complex. Gene Ontology annotation, biological process: tRNA methylation.
UUCCGCCAUCUCUUCGGCGGCCUUUCGUUGUUUUCAAGAGAAGCACGUUGUUUAUAAAAUUAUAACAGAGAUUCGCCACCAUGUCCACCCCCAGCAUACAGCUGGGCGACUACAUAGUCAUCCAGCGUCAGAAGUACACGAAACUGCAAAAGUUCGGCAGCCUGGACACCACGGCCACGCUGGGAAAGGAAACCCUCGAGCUGAAAUCCCUGCUGGACCAGCCCUAUGGCUCUACUUUCAAAAUGUGCGUCAAGGAGACGAAACCGGGUAAACGGGGGGCCCAGCGCCAGCACGCCCUUGAACUGUGCAGCGAGACGGAGCUCCGGAGCACACGGGAACUGCUGGGAAUCUCCAGCAGCGGAGCCGACAACCGGGAUAUCUGCGACGACGGAGAGGCGCAGGCCCUCAAGCCCUCUGACAUUGAACAGCUUCGGGAGGAGUGCAAUGGAUCCAGCAAGAUCAUCGAAAAGCUGGUGGAGAACUCGAAGACUUUCCAUGCCCGCACAGAGUACUCCCAGGAGAAGUACCUGCGGAAGAAGGAGAAGAAGUACUUUGAGUUUGUCCAAAUCCGCCAGCCUACCAUUCGCUUGUUGGUCGACAUAUUCUACAGACAGGAUGCCGAGAAGAUAAUGGGCAUCCGAGUGGACACGCUCUCACAAAUCAUUUCCUACUCGGGCGUUUGCGGCUUUGGAAGCUAUCUCCUUUACGAAAGCGGCACCAACGGGCUUUUGCCGGCUGCCAUGUUGAACUCGAUCGGAGCGGGAACGGAGGGAACCCUAGUGCACAUGCGUCCUGGAAAUGUGCCACAAAAACAGGCUCUUUUGGCGCUUAAACUGCCCCUAGAACAACAGCAGAGGUGCGUUUCCGUAAAUCUGUACUCCGUUCUGAGGGAAUUCUAUCAGGGAGGAGAAUCUAAGGAAUCGGAGGUACCUGCGACGGAACCCAGUGAGGUGGAGACUCAGGAAACUCAGCCGGAAACACCAACGGAAGAGCAACCAGAGAACAUUGAACCUAGCACCAAGAAGCCCAAGCUAGAUGACAAUCAAAAUGGGCCCAAAGGACCCCUCCGAUGGCAGUUGGAAAAUAAGAAAGCCGCCGCUCUGAUGCAUGCCAAAUUCGACAGCUUAGUACUGGCCGCCAAGGAGCAUCCGUCCAACAUUCUUGAAGCGCUGCUGCCCCUCGUUAAGCCGUCCCGACCCGUGGUGGUGUUCGGCACAUGCAAAGAGCUCCUGCAAGAGACGUACAUGGAGCUGAAGGCAACCGGAAAGGUGACAGGACUGCAUCUAACUUCCAAUUGGCUGCGCACAUACCAAAUCCUGCCGAACCGCACUCACCCAGAGGUGAACAUGAGCGGGAACAGUGGCUACCUGCUGACGGGCUACACGCUAAAAUAGGUUUAAUAAAUGUAAGCGUUUGUUUCGAUAAUA